Molecule: messenger RNA, 1068 nt
Organism: Linum tenue
Lineage: Eukaryota; Viridiplantae; Streptophyta; Magnoliopsida; Malpighiales; Linaceae
Source: the annotation of a GenBank genome assembly
AUGGAGACGACAAAGACUACGAAAACCGCUACUGCUGCUCAGUCGAAGUCCCUGGAUCCGGCAACCGGCGACAGGCUCAGCUCCCUGCCGGACGAAAUCCUCUCCCACAUCCUCUCCUACCUGCCUACCAAGCACGCCGUCGGCACCGCCGUCCUCAGCCGACGGUGGAAGGAUCCCUGGACUAUGGUCUCCAAUCUCGAUUUCGACAACCGCCUGGUUCACAAAUCCAGGCUCGCAGGGAUCCACAGAAGAGACUCGGAGUUCUGCCGCUUCGUCGACAGGGUUCUCGCCCAGCACAAGAGCCUGAAUUCCCUUCGGCGAUUCCGCUUCCACCUCUCGGUGAGCUACUGCAACUUCGAGCCGAGUCGAGGUUUCUGGAGCACGAUGGAACCGGAGUUCGGGUCCCAGCUCGAGGAAAUCGAUGUGAAGCUCGAGAGCGACGAUCGAUUUGGGGCCUUCCGGAAGCUAUUGCCGCCUCCGGUGAGUCUCUACACUUUGGGGAGUCUCAGAGUUUUGAAGCUCGCCGGCGUUGCUAUCAUGAUGAGUACUACCCACGACUCUGUUUUUCUCCCUAGUCUAGAAAUCUUGCAGCUUUUGCUGGUGAGGACUAUGGAUUGUGAGUCAUUGCACAUGCUCAUUUCUGGUUGCCCUGUUUUAGAGACUGUUCAUAUAGAGAAUUGCUACUUCUUAGACGAAACCGAGAAAAAAACACUCAUUGCUGUCUUACCAUGCUUGAAGAACCUGAAGAUUAUCAACUACUAUGAGAGUCAUUGUAAUCCGUUGUCUCCCAUUGCGGUCGAAGCACCGAGUCUUGAGCAUCUUCAUCUUGAGAACUCUACAAUGCUACCCUUUAUGGGCGGUAGUCCGUUGUCAUGCCUUCAUUCAGGGUGGGUUGAUAUUGGUGAUCGACAAAGCUUGCUUGAUGAUCAUCGUAGCAUGAUUCGGUUGCUCCCUCAAAUCUCCGAUAAUGCAAAGGAGAUAUACUUAUCUAGGAAGACUAUUGUAAGUAUCACUCUUCUCUUUUCCCCCAUGGAUAAUUAUAAGAAUUGGUUGAUGAGAAAGAGCUGA